AUGGCUUCUGGAGCAUACAUAUUCUGCCCUAAUGGCACAGUUCCAAUCAAGACUGAUGGUCAGGUUCUUCUCACAGUUCUGCGUGGGCCCAUAUUGGAUGAAGUGCACCAGCAGAUAAAUUCAUGGAUAUAUCAGAUUACCAGAGUUUACAAGGGGAAGGACUAUGUGGAAAAUGAAUUUAUAGUUAAUGUGGAGGAUGACAGCAAAGAGUUGUCUGUACUGGUAGACAGGUCAAUUGGAGGUUCCAGUAUAAAGGAUGAACAAAUAGAGCUAAUGCUACACAGAAAUAUAAUGCGAAAUAUCUCUUUGAAAUUUGAACAGAUAGAAGGAAAGUACUAUAUAAAAAUAGAUCCACAAGGAGAAGGAGCUCGGUGGCGUCGGACAUUUGGCCAGGAAAUAUACUCCCCUCUCCUUGUUUUCACAGAGCAGGCUGGAGGUAACUGGGCGAAUUCGCAUGUUGCAAAAUUCUCUGCCAUGGAUUCAACUUACAGCUUGCCUGAUAAUGUUGCAAUGCUUACCUUUCAGGAGCUUGAAAAUGGAAGUGUUCUACGGUUUGCUCAUCUAUAUGAGGUUUUGCACUGUAUCCUUACUUUCGGUUGUUACAGGUCAGGCCGGGGGCAGGGAGCACAAGGAUCUUUCAGCUUUAGCGAGUCUUGA
This is a messenger RNA of Miscanthus lutarioriparius, 657 nucleotides long. Lineage: Eukaryota; Viridiplantae; Streptophyta; Magnoliopsida; Poales; Poaceae. The record is from the annotation of a GenBank genome assembly.